Molecule: messenger RNA, 657 nt
Organism: Peniophora sp. CBMAI 1063
Lineage: Eukaryota; Fungi; Basidiomycota; Agaricomycetes; Russulales; Peniophoraceae
Source: the annotation of a GenBank genome assembly
AUGUCGAAGCAACGCGCGCGGGCUCUCCAACCUCCAAUUCCUGCCCCCAAAUCCCAACGCCCGCCGCCACACCCUCUCCUCAAGAUGCGCGACGUCCUCAAGACCGAAGAGCUCACGAUCCCCGACGGCGUCGACGUCACCGUCAAGUCGCGCAUUAUCACCGUCAGCGGGCCGCGGGGGACGCUCACGAAGAAUAUCCGGCAUGUGAACAUGGACGUCCGCCUGCUCAAGGGCAAGACCAAUAAGGUCACCCUCGCCGUCUGGCAGGGCGGCCGCAAGCACGUCGCAUGCUUGCGCACCAUCAAGUCUCUCAUCGAGAACUUGAUCACCGGCGUUACAAAGGGCUUCCUGUACAAAAUGCGCGCCGUCUAUGCCCAUUUCCCCAUCAACUGCAUCAUCCAGGACGGUGGAAAGGCUCUGGAGAUCCGGAAUUUCUUGGGGGAGAAGACCGUUCGCCACGUUCAGAUGCUCGACGGAGUGACCAUCUCGGAGAGCAAGACGCAGAAGGACGAGCUCAUCCUCGAGGGCGCGGACGUCCAGAACGUCUCCCAGUCUGCUGCCUCUAUCCAGGGCAUGUGCCGCGUACGCAACAAGGAUAUCCGUAAGUUCUUGGACGGCAUCUACGUGUCGGACAAGACGACGGUCCUUACGGAGUAG